Pogona vitticeps (central bearded dragon) is the source of this 7376-nucleotide messenger RNA. RefSeq names its product solute carrier family 35 member D3 (gene SLC35D3). NCBI's taxonomy places the organism in Eukaryota, Metazoa, Chordata, Lepidosauria, Squamata, Agamidae. The record is from RefSeq and is a predicted model, not a curated record.
AUGCAGCGGUGCCGGGGCCGCGCGCUGGGCAUCUCGGUGGCGGUGGCGCACGGGGUCUUCUCGGGCUCGCUCAACAUCCUGCUGAAGUUUCUCAUCAGCCGUUACCACUUCGCCUUCCUGACGCUGCUGCAGUGCCUGACCAGCUCCACGGCGGCGCUCAGCCUGGAGGUGCUGCGGCGCCGGGGCGCCCUCGACCUGCCGCCCUUCGGCUUCAGCCUGGCGCGCCUCUUCGCCGGGGUCACGGUGCUCUCCACGCUGCAGUCCAGCCUCACCCUCUGGUCCCUGCGCGGCCUCAGCCUGCCCAUGUACGUGGUCUUCAAGCGGUGCCUGCCCCUCGUCACGCUCCUCAUCGGCGUCCUGGUGCUCAAGAACGGCAUCCCCUCCCUCGGCGUCUCCGUGGCCGUCCUCAUCACCACCUGCGGGGCCGCGCUGCCAGGCGCUGGUGACCUGACUGGGGAUCCCCUUGGGUACGUGACUGGAGUGCUCGCUGUAUUGGUGCAUGCAGCAUAUUUGGUGCUCAUUCAGAAGACGAGUGCCGACAGUGACUAUGGGCCCCUGACAGCCCAGUAUGUCAUUGCUGUCUCAGCCACCCCGUUUCUCAUUGUCUUUGCCUUUGCCAGCAUGGAUGCCAUCAAUGUCUGGUCCUUCCCUGGGUGGAAAGAUCCUGUUAUGACAUGCAUCUUUAUUGCAUGUGUCUUCAUUGGUUGUGCCAUGAAUUUUACUACUCUUCACUGCACUUACAUCAACUCAGCUGUAACCACCAGUUUUGUUGGGGUCGUGAAAAGCAUUGCUACCAUCACUGUCGGGAUGGUGGCAUUCAACGACGUUGAGCCCACAAAACUGUUUAUAGCAGGUGUGGUUGUAAAUACUGUGGGCUCUGUCAUUUAUUGUGUGGCCAAGUAUAUCGAAACAAGAAAACAAAGUAAUUAUGAAGACCUGGAAAAGGAAAUUAGAGAGGAGGAGAAGAAAGAAUGUGAGGAAAAUCAGCCGCCCUUUCUAAUGGAGGAGAUACCCACGGAGCCUGGGGAUACAACAACAGAAGAGCCAUGGAAUGAAAGGAAUCAGCAAACUGUGGAGGAAAAGGACAACACUGUGGGGGAUUUAAAUGCAUCUGCUGUCCCUGAUGAUGGCAGCUCUGAAGGACUUAACAAAAGCUCUUUAAAGGAUGCUUAUCUUGGAAUAUGGAGAUUGGUUAGGGGGGCAAAGUACAUGAAGAAAGAUUAUUUAGUAGAGAAUGAGGAACUACCAAGUCCUUGAAGAAUCAUUGCUUAGCAAAUCAUAGUCAAGGAUAUAUGUAAUGUAUUCUUUAUGGUGGGAGUACAGAUGGUUUCACAGACACAUCUCAAUUGUUUAUUAGAAAGAUUUUACCUCAUAACAAAGCAGAAGCAUGAUGUUCAUGCUUAGGUUUAGUGAAAUUCCAUUUUUCAGUGGGUUAUUUCAAUUUUCCACCCAAAUCAGGCCUAGACCAGAAAAUAGACACCCUCAACAUUCGAAGGCAAAGUUUUGUAUUCAGAGAUGUCAGCUGGAUGACACUCUCGGUGUGUUCUGCAGUAAGCACCCUUUGAAGGAGUAGUGGGAUUGUUCAUAUUUGUUAAGAGCAUGAUCCACAGAAGCAAAUGCUAAAAAUAUUUGUUCUUCAGCUAAUUCAAAGGGAAGUAUCACUACAUUCCCUGUGAUUGGUUAGGUGGCAAGGAAGUGGAAGAGAUGUAUGUGAUCUCUUUCACGGCUCCUACAUAUAAUUUUUUGAAUUCUUGCGCACCACAGUGUCCCACCUGCUAAGAAGGCUGAAAGAUUUUACUUUGUUUUUGCCUCUGCCAUGUUUGUUGACAAGGUGAGAGAGGUGUGGGAGGGGGAAUGAGCUGUUUAGACUCCAACCUGCCUCAGAAUUUUCUCAGCUAGUUUAUUUUUAUUUAGUAUUUAUGGUAACAGAUGUAUACACACACAUGUGCCAAGAAUCCUGUGUUUUCUGUACAACAUGGAAGUCAAGUGCUGUUAUUUUAGAAAACAUAUUUUUUAAAAUAUAGAAUAUGUGCUUUAAAUUAUCAUAAGAAUACAAGAACUUAAGAAGAACCUUGCAGGAUCAGGCUUAACGACAAUCUAAUUCAACAAACUGCUUCCUACACUGGCUACCCUGAUGACUCAAGGAACCUUACAAGCAGUCCCAGCUUCUGGUAGUCAGAGGCAAAUGACUUUUGAAUACGGAGGUUCCAUCAGAGCCUGAAAAAGUUACUUUUCUGUAUUCUCUUUCUCUCAGAAUUUCCCAGCCAGUAUGAACAGUGGCUAUGCUACUGGAAGGUUCUGAGAGCUGUACUCAUAAAAGGUAUCUUUUCCAAGUUCAGGAUGCUACGUAGCUGUUAAAACAUCUUCCAGGAAUAUUGAUGUGUUUCAUUUAUUUAGCCAAAGAGAGUAACUGUGAGAACAUAGCAGUGGUUAAAGGCAAGUACAUUAAAACAAAACAAUAUAAGAGAGUCAAUACCCAACAGCCCACAUGCUUUCAUAUGCUAAAGGGCUGCUGAAUUAAAAUAUCUUUGCCUCCCAAGGGAAGGACAGCAGAAAGGUAACAAACCUAGCUUCGCUUGGUGAGGAGUUCCAGCUGCCUGCAAGCAGCCAUUGAAAAGGCUUUUUCUCACAUCUGCAGCAACCUCACUAAUGCUGGCAGGACUAUGAAAAGGGCCUUCCCCAAAGAUCUUAAAACCUUGGCAGUAGGUCUAUUCAGGCAUUAUACAUUUGUCAGGUCAUGUGCACUUACUGCAGAUAGAGGGGAGUCCUAUUGCCCCACUUCCUGCAUUUCUCAUUUACUUUCUUUAACAUGGGGAGUGAUGAAGCAGGGAUUCUCUUCUACUGUACCCAUGGGCGCUCAGCCGAUCAGUUGGGAAUCUGAUUUUCCAGGGUCCUGACUCAAAUGGAAACUGUCCAUAGAUAGUGAAGCUCACCCCUUUCAUGACUCAUUGCCCUCCAUGUGUUAGGGAUCAAUGAAGCUGGAAACUGAGGUGGGUAGGGUCAAGUGCUCUUGCUACCUGCAGUGAGUAUACACAGAUUCAUGGCACCUGAUGUCCAAAGAUAUCUCGACUAUCAACCACAUAUACUUGGUCAAUAAAUUCUACACACUGUAUGAAGUACAUUUACCUUACCUCAGAAACGUGCUCACCAUUUUGUAAUGUUUAUAAUCUAGUACCUACCAGCUAUUUUUGACUACAGUUCCCACAUCAUGCUGACUGGGAGUUAUAUUUUAAACCUCUGGAGGAAACUGUGUCUAGGAAGGCUGUGUUACAAGAUGGCAGUAUUUUAAACUAAGGGGUGUUCAUAGAAAGUAGUUGCCUGCCAGUGUGGAUGCAGAAAAACUUCUGCAUGCAACUGAAACCUUGCAAUAAGAGGAAAGGGCCAAAACCAUAUACUGUAUGGGCCUCACAGAAAGUAGCAGAAAUGCUGUGUUAUUUCUUAUAUAGAACACCUCAUGCAUUUACCUUUCCUAUUCUUCCAUUGCUUGAUUUUCCACAUCACAUCCCCAAAUCCGCAGCCCAUUGCUAUUUACUUGCAGCCUUUCUGUCCCUUCUUCCUCAUGUAGGAUGCAUUGGGUAGGAUGUGUUCAUUGCCCGAGAAGAUUACCUUAUGCGGGGACUGAUUUAAGCCAGUCCCUGCUGUAAACACUGAGUAGUAAGGUCAUAAGUGGCUCAUUAUUUUAGCACCUGUAAAGUCUGGUAUGAGUCUUCUCUCCUUACUCAGACUCUGAACUGGCUACCAUGAAGCAGAGUUAGGAGGUUGAAACAUACACACAAAAAAUGAUAGUGGGCUCCUGCAGGGCAUGAAAAAAAAAUCCCUUUGUUUUGGACUACAUCUCUCAGACUCACCAAGCCAGGAUAAUCUGGGAAUUGUGGUUCAACACCCCUCAUUGUUCCAGUUAUGCUUUCACUGCUUGAAUGACAUCAAACUGAACAGGGAAAAGAAAGGAAAUUAAAAGUAGAUUAAGUUUAUUUAUUUACUUCUCAAAUGUGUUUCAAACUCUUGGUUGUCCUUAGUCACACUCCUGUGCAGCUGUUGUCCCUAGGUGCAUUUCCAGACAAAAAUUCUGUAUCACAAUUACCCUGCCUCAUUCACAGAAUUGUGUGAGUGUGUAUCCAGAAAUACUAAUCAUCUUGAUUCCCUCUAUUGUUUUCCUACAUAUGCUGCAGUAGUGUAAAAUAACCUGGUGAAAAAUGUUAUGCAAAAGUGCUUCUAAGGAAAAGCAACUGUUCAAAAUAUGUUGGGCUUAAAUCAAUAGCUCCCACUGCUGGUGCCCUGGGUGUGGGUGGGUCUCUCCCUGCCUUCCUCUGUGAUAGAUGCCUUCCUGCUUUUCUUUCACACACCUAACCAACACAUAGAACAAGUUUUCCAUGUUUCCACAGUAGCUCCACAAAUUGGUUUUACCCUAAAACUUGCUACAGCUCUAUUCAGCAUUAUUUUUUGUGGUGGGGGGGCACAAGAGUUGGCUGGCCCACUUUCUCCUUCCAGCAGUUGUUUGUCCGGAUGAGAAGCACUACGCACCUGUGUAUGGCUCUCCUUCCUACACGGCGAUUAAAGAUUCUGAGAUCAUGUUUAAUUUCUGCUUCUAGCAUUCCUGGCAGCAGCUAUCAUGAGCCAAACUAUAUGUUACAAAUAACCCGUUGGGGCAGUGCAAGCUGUCGCACUGCCUGAGGUAAAAGGAAGCACAGUGCGGCUGGCCAUACUGUUGCCUCUCCCUCAUGAUGUGCAGCAACAUUUAUGCUGCCGUGCCAGUGAGGUGGAGGCCUACUGGAUAGGCACCACAGAAGGAAGUGGCAGUGGUGGUAGACACAACGUGAGCUGCUGCAGCAGCAAUAAAAGGGUAUCAGGUCAGAGAAAGAGGAGGAGAGGAGCCAUAGAGGCAGAGGGGGGGUGGCACCCCUUCACUGUGUCAGGCAAAGAUAACAGGAAGAAAGAGGAAGAGGGGGGAAAAAACAGCCACUCUACUUGCACUCGUGCCUAGCUGAUUGAAGGGUACUGGGGAAGACAUGGCUAAAAAGAGGACUAUGCAUGCGUGAUUUCUCUCUCUCUCUCUUCCCCCCCCCAACCCGCUCUCUUAACCAUCCCUUCCUCAACAUGUUGGUUCAAAGAUUAUGAGAGCCAAGAAUUAUUCACAUGUCUCUCUAUCUUCCUGAAGCAGCGAAGUGAAAGCUAGCUUCACUGCCUCCCGUGCUUCAAUCACUUCAUUCUGCCUAGUGGCUGGCCCACCUGGCCUUGUAAUUCACCAUUAGGUCUGAAAUCAUGCUAAUGUGCAAAAGAUAUAAUUUAUGGCCGAGAAAUUAGAUUUAUAACGAAGGGAUUUGCUUAUGACAUGCAGAUGAAUCACAAAAUAAAGUCAGCUAAAUUGCAGGUUAGCAGAUUAGAUGGGGCAAAAUGUUGCUGUGAUUAUCAUUCCCAAAGGAGUGUUGUAGUGCAGUGGUUAAACUGCAGUACUGCCAUGAAGACUCUCUCCACAAACUGAAUUUGAUCCUGGUCUCAGGUAGGCCUGAGAUUGGCUCAACCUUCCAUCCUUCCUUGGUCAGUAACUUGAGUAUCCAACUCACUGGGGGGGGGGGCAAUGUAUAGCCUGCAUAAUUAUAUUGGAGAGUGCUUUAAGCACUGUGGGGUGGUAUAUAAGCAGCAUGGAUUGCCUUGCUUUGCUAUCAUCACUUGAGGAAUUCCAUCUUCUUGGUUUUCUGUGAUGUAUAGUUUAGCCCUUAGUAAUAGCAAGGAUACAUUGAGGGGUGGGGGUUUACAAAUAAAUUGCUUAGAGGGCCAGUUCAAGACAUUUUACUAUCCCAACUCUGCGCCCCUUAGUGACUGAAUAAUUUGUAUAAUGACACUUCGCAUCAGUAAGGGUGGAGGAACACGACUGGCAAAUAGCUUGCUCAGAUAGAAGGAUCUUAGUGUAUUGAUAGAGGAACAAUGAAGCCCAAUGAACUGAGUAUGGAAACCUGGACUAUUGUUUUCCAGAGAUCUCUUCAGCAGCUAUGAGUUCAUUAGCAAGCAAUGUUGCAGACAGCCAAGAUAAGGUGGAAAGAAUUAACUUGGGUUAGGAGAUAUUAACCACUGAUAUAACCCAUCCCAUAAUUUAUGCAUUAAUGGUCUGACUUGAUACACUGAAGACUGAUAAAUCCACGUUGUCAUUGUUUUAUCAUUACUUAAGUCAUUUUAAAGUCCAUGUAUUAUUUGUGUAUUUAUUUCACUGAACCGCUUAUGCCAGAAUAUUAACAUUAGGCAUAGUUCAGUCAGUUUGGAAAGAUCCCUGCUAGUUUGGAAUCUGCCUAGGCCAAUGCACACAACAGUAAUUCUAUGUCCCUUUUUAUGGUGGGCUCACCCAGGCAGAGUGCUUGUUCUCCCCCACUUUGCACGAGUGCUGAUUCUUCCUGGUGCUGAAUCUUGCCAGGAUUCCUAUCCACAUGUAUUUCUUAAACCUCAUCUCUCUCCUAAAAUCAGCAUAUUUUAGAGAAAUGACUCAAAAAUAUUUUAAAAAGCUUGAAGAAGAAAUUUAAAAAUUGUGUUGUGUUUUUUAAAAAAAGAACUAUUUUUGAUAGUGUCUGAUGUGAGCCCUUCGUAGCAGAGCUCACUCUGCUGCUAAUAAAUCAGUUGUCCUUGAAACCAACUCUUUCAAAAAUGUUGAGGAAACCGUUUAAAAAGUAUUGUCUCUGCUGGUUUGUUCAUCUGAACAUUAGUGCCAACAUUGGAAGCACCUGAUGCAGAUGCAAUUGCUGCAUGAGCUCCAUUUAUGAUAGUACAGAGCAAAACAACAAUAAAGAGGAGGUAGUUUUUUUAAAAAAAAGGUUAAAAUACAAGAUCCUUGUGAUUCUUUGUCAUCAUUUGUACCCAUUCAUAAGACUUGAAUUUUCUGAAUGGAAGGGAAAAAAUAUUGGAUAUCCUCAAGGCACAGUCUGGUUGCAUAUAAGGGAAUAAAUGCUCCAUCCAGAUGAGCCCAGUGUUUAGCCUGCCAUGGAACAGUAUCCUAUGCUAAUCAGAGUUCUUUUGCUAAACCCCUGUUGCCUGGGUGGCACAGAAGAAUGUGCUGUGGAUUGCUAGCUGUCCGCCUAUACAUUAUGGUGCCUUUUCCAUGUGCUUUGCAGGAAAGUCCCAGUUUGCAGCUUUAAAGUUCUACCAGAAACACACAGAAAUAUUAACAAUGUUGGACUUCUAAAAAUGUGUCAGUGAAAAUUUUGUACAAGAUACCAUCAUGCUCCAUCUCUGUUUGAAGCUUAAUGUGGGUGUAUUAGAAUUCCCAGCUUUCAAGAUGGGGAUUUGGCAAGUGCAGCCCAGUGUGAUUUGUUUUGUUUCUAAUAAAGGAGAUUGUUGUAAAGUAAUUGAAUAGAAAUGUUGCCUUGUGCGGAGGCAUUUUAAUUGCAUCGAUG